GCUAAACUUGGGUUGGUAAUAUCUUUAGAUUUUGGAAAUCUGGCAAAUACUUAUAUUGGGAAUUACUCUGGAAGUGUUUAAACCAAAUCUAAAAUAUUAACCACUACCACAGUAAUAUUGCUUUUAAAAAGGGUCUUUCGAAUGCAGUCAAUAAAAGUUUUGUCUCUUCGUGUUGGUGUCAACUGUCAGAUGCUUUUCACUCAAAACAGAUCAGUUGUUGAAAAUGGGGAUUGUGGAUAUCCCUUCUGCUCUUGUGGAUCAUAUUUCAAAGUGAAACCGUUCCGAGAAGGAGAAGUUGCUGAUUAGAAGUUGCCAAUUUUCAUGGAAAACAAUGAACAAUGCAAAUAGAAAAGAAUAAACCUGCGCGCUAUAU
This is a messenger RNA of Rubroshorea leprosula, 373 nucleotides long. NCBI's taxonomy places the organism in Eukaryota, Viridiplantae, Streptophyta, Magnoliopsida, Malvales, Dipterocarpaceae. The record is from the annotation of a GenBank genome assembly.